AUGGCUUUUAAAGGCAGUAGUUGGCAACGCAGUAUCGGUGGAUCAAGUGGGAUGCCAAUGCCAAUGAGUUAUUCGUCAAACGCCAAUUCAUUAUAUCCUGUUAUGCAUAAUCAAGCAACAUCGUUAAUGGGACCAUCAUAUUCUUCAUCAGCAAAAAGUUUACCGUAUACUGGGACUGUAUCGAAUAUGUAUCGUGAUCAUGGUGUUAUAGACAAUGAAAUUUCGUUCAAAUUGAAUGCAAUUAGUGGUCCUGUACCACAUGUUGGAGAUCGUGUUGUGUGUCAAAUGAAACAUGCUGAAGGCUAUGGUGCACAUAAGUAUAUUGGUUAUGACGUAAGAUCCGUGGAUAAUCGAAGACAAAGUCGAACGACUGCUCCCGUAAGAUCACAAGACACAUAUAUGAAUCGACAGCCUCCACGUAACAGUUCUGGUUCAUCGUCAAUGAAUUCCAGACGUUCAAUAAACAGCCUCAAUACUAAUAAUGCUAUUGACCCAUAUAGCAGUCGAGAUCGAUAUAAUAAUACAUCGUCAACGUCUCAUGCUGAUAGUGGACGACAAACAACAUCGCAUCGUAGUGGUCAUGUAGCCAGUCCAUCUGCUUCAUCCUCACGACGUAGUAGAUCUCGUACAGGAAAAACACUCACACCAAAGCGACGACCACCACCGAAAUACAGUGUUUUAUUGCCAAAAGGACCGCUAGAUUGUUCCGAACUAAAUGUUAUUCAACUACGUUCACGUUAUAGCCGUUUACAUAUUCCAAGUGAUUUUUUUCACGCCUCUUAUAAAUGGCAUGAUUCGAUGCCAAUUGAUCGUCCACUAAAAUUUAUUGUACCAUGUGCAUUUCAUAUAUUUAAUAAAAAUGUUCCUCGUGUUAUCAAAGAUACAGCGGUAUUAGAUCCAGUUGAUGCAGAUUAUACAUGGAGUGUUAGAGUUUUGCUUAUGUCAUCACCUGACAUCCAACAUUUAAUUACACGUGCUUGUUUAGUAGCUGAUAGUUCAUCAUCAAAAACGUCGAAUCCAGAUGAUUUAGAACAUCCCAGUAAAUUAAUUAAAUUUUUAGUUGGAGUUCGACAUCAAAAUGAAUAUUUUUCACUUGGUGGUGCUUGGUCCGAGUCAUUGGAUGGACAAAAUCCAGACAAAGAUCCACAAGUUUUAAUUCGAACAGCAAUCCGUACCGUUCAGGCACAAAGUGGCAUUGACCUAAGCAAAUGCAUUCAGUGGUGCCGAUAUUUGGAAAUAUUAUAUCAUCGUCCAGAAGAAAUACACAAAGGUCGUCUUAUUGAUAGUCGAGUUGAACAUGUUAUUGUAUUUUUACCUGAUCUAUCGACAUGUAUGCCAAACAGUAUGGAAUGGGAAGAAACAUCAAAAUUAUACAAACAAAUAUGUGAUGAAACAAUCAAAGAAGAACUUCAUGAAGAUACAACACCUGAUGAAGAACUUCAAUCACGAACAGCUACGCAUCAUUCAAAAGUGGAUUUAGAUAAUAUGCGAGUCGUUGAUCUCAAAGCUGAAUUAAAAGCUCGUGAUCAACCCGUAACCGGUUUAAAAGCUGAUUUACGUAAGCGUUUGAGCAAACUUAUCCAACAAGAAAAACUUGAGGAAGAAAAAGGUGAAACAACAACAAAAGAGAGUGAAAAAGCAGUAUCACCGCCACCGUCAUCUGGCACCAAAAAAGAAGAACAACAUCGUUCAACAAAAGCUGAAAAAGAACAACAAGUUGAUGUAGAAAAAUUACGUAAAGAAAUUGAAACAAAUUAUCAAUUACCUCCCCAACGCUCAAUACUAAUUCAUCCGACAACUGCUAAAGGUGAUAAGUUUGAUUGUCGUGUUGUAUCAUUACAUUACCUAUUGAAUUAUGCAAAUCAUGAUACAAUAAAAGAAAAAUGUUUUGAAUUGUAUUUAUUUUCCGAAUGUUUUUCUGAAAUGUUAAUGCGUGAUCAUAGUUAUAAAAUUUAUCGAUCAUUAUACGAUUGCCUUGAAGUAAAAGAGGUUACUUCUACAUCCUCUACAACAACUGAUACAACAACAAUUAAACAAGAAGAAACGAAGAUGACAAAUGAUGAAGUAAUUGAAGAACAACAGCCAGUUACUACUGUGGAAACUGAUAAUGGACAAAAUGAAGAUAUUGUAACAGCAAACGAAGAAGAAGAAACUACUACGAAUCAAGAAGCAGAGGAAAACGAACAAGCUGACGAGAGAAAUGUGACGACUGAACAAGAAAAUAUUGAACAAGAAAAUGAAGAACAUAGUGAGCCACAAGAGCCAGAACAACAACAAAUCGAUGAGGAAAAUGAUGAAACUAUUGAAGCAAUAGAGUCUGGGCGAAAACGAAAACGAUCGAAAAGCAAGGAAGAAACUCCAAGAAAGAAAUCUUCGACAUUAGAUGAAAGUAGCACUAAAAAGGAUACACGUUCAGAUUCAAAACGCUCAUCGAAUAAUACAAGUAAACGUGAUAAUACGCGCUCAAGUCGUAGUCAUAGUCGAACAAAACGUGGUAGCGAUGAAUCAAAACAAAAUGUUGUUACACGUCAACAAACUGUCAAACCCGAAUUAUUAUUAUCGUAUACAUAUUUUGAUCGUAAUCGAUGUGGUUAUUUAAGUGAAAAAGAUGUGGAAGAGCUAUUGUUGUUGUCCGGUUUAUCAUUGACAAAAAAUGAGGUCAAAAUGUUGGUCAGUCGUGUUGCUAAAGACGAAAAGAUACAAUAUAGACGUUUAACAGACAAAACAACGACUGGAACAAAAGAAGAACAUGAAGUAACGAGUGUACAAGAGGAAAGUUAUAUUGAUCCAUUAGCACCUAAAGGCAAUUUGUUAUUAUUACCGCAAAAACUAGCUAUAUUUGGUGUACGUCCAGAGUCAACUAAAGAUAAAUCAGCUAUGGAAGACGGCCAUGAUAACAAUAUUUGUAUAAUUGGUGCUGAUCGUGCAUUAAAACAAUUGGAAAUAGCCAAUAAAACACAAACAGCGCUUGAAGCAAAAAUUGAUGUUUUGAAAAAAGAGAUAGUAACAUUAACAAGUGAUUUAAAUUCAUCUGAAAAAAGUAAUCGUCAUUAUAGUGAACAAUUAGCUGAUACGAAAAAACGUCUCCGCGAUACACAACGUGAUUUAAAAGAUGCAGAAGACAAAUAUAAACGUUAUUCGGAUGCCAUUUAUCAUUUGAGAAACGAAGCACGUUCGUCAUUUGAUUAUGCCAGUCAAAUACUAGGCAAAGAUAAACGACACGAUAAUAAUGGAAAAAAGCAAGAUGAUAAUCAAGUAUUAUCUAAUAGAUGUCGUGAUUCAUCAUCAUCAAAAGAUCAAAAUAAAAAGCAUGAAAAAGAUCAAGAAGAUGAAGAAGAAUUUGAUACAAAUAAUGCAGAAGUAAUUAUUAUUGGCGAAGAAGAUCAAGAUCAAGAUCAACAUCAGCAGCCUCAAGAAGAAGAGGUUAAUGGUGAUGAACAAAUGGAAGAAGAAAGUGACGAAGUACAGCAGCUACAAGAUGAUGAACUACAGCAACAACCUCAAUCAGAAGAACAAGAAGAAGAACCACAAAGUGCGAAUGAACAAGACACUGUUUAA
Molecule: messenger RNA, 3558 nt
Organism: Didymodactylos carnosus
Lineage: Eukaryota; Metazoa; Rotifera; Eurotatoria; Philodinida; Philodinidae
Source: the annotation of a GenBank genome assembly